ACAAGCCCCUCAAAGUAAGCACCACACAAUGGCCUGUUCAUCGUCUCCACCAAGCUUUUGCAGAGUGAAAGGCCCGGUUCGCACUUGCAGGCGUAAGACAUCGAUCACGUACCCGAGAGUGAUAUCGCGAAGCUUUAAAGACGAAGGAAAGGCAGCGAAUAUGGUGGACGCGAACUUGGACGUUCUAAGACGGCGGAUAGACGAAGUAAGGCAGAGGGAGAGACCAAAAGAUUGUCCACGGGGCCACCAAAGCGGCUGGAACUAUCCUCCUCAUGUCCAUGGCUAUGAUAAUCGGAUAGUGAACAAGAAAAGGAAGAAGAAGGUGAUGCUAGCGGAAGCAAUGGAGUUGAUGAUUCUAGCAAGUAGUUCACUAGGGCUCGUCUUGCUUAGUGGUUCUUUAUGCAUUUGCCUUGUGUGGUUUCUACUUCAUCUGAACUACUAGUGCUCUUGUGCAAAGCUUAAGCUGCUGCUUCUUCUUCCUCUCUGUCUCCUUCUUCAAUGCACUAUCAAGAAGGUUUUGAUCUGGUAGAAGGAAAGAGCCGAGGAACAAAGUAAAUAAAGUGGCCAGCACUUCACGCAUGGUGAUCUCUCUUUAA
Molecule: messenger RNA, 596 nt
Organism: Eucalyptus grandis
Lineage: Eukaryota; Viridiplantae; Streptophyta; Magnoliopsida; Myrtales; Myrtaceae
Exons: 2
Coding region: 29-442 (137 amino acids)
Source: RefSeq, a predicted model, not a curated record